AUCGUAUUUCCUACGUUAACUCACCGUCAGCCUUCGUUUGACGUCCGUGCUGAGCAUCUUGGACAAUUUCCCCACGGCCUAUACUGCAUUCUGUAACGAUAUUUAGACAAUGGCUUUGACGUCCGCUUUCCGGCACAGGAGCCUGCAACGGGCGGUUCGGUGCGGAAAGAGCUCAAUUUCCUCGUCACUCGUCCACACACAAUAUGGCAAAAGACUCCUGGCUUCCGUAGCACCUACGCAAGAUGGCGCCUCCACCCAGCACGACCCCCGACUUCCAUCUUAUUCAAGUCUUCUGAGCAACCUACAAAGCGUACGACAACGUCUGAACCUAACCAAGCCUUUGACGCUCUCAGAAAAGAUUCUAUACGGCCACCUAAACCAAAGCGAUGCGGAAAAGAGCGACCCAAUAGUCAGAGGCAGCUCCUACCUCAAGCUCUCGCCCGACCGCGUAGCGAUGCAAGACGCUAGCGCGCAAAUGGCCUUACUCCAGUUCAUGCUAGCCAAACGCGCAACAACCGCCGUACCAUCAAGCAUCCACUGCGACCACCUCAUCGAGGCCUUCCAAGGCGGCGACGAGGACGUCAAGCGGUCCAUCAUCACCAACAAGGAGAUCUUUGACUUUUUGAAGUCUGCGGCGGAAAAGUAUGGGAUUGCGUUUUGGGGGCCUGGGAGUGGGAUUAUUCAUCAGAUCGUUUUGGAGAAUUAUGCGGCGCCGGGGAUUCUGAUGCUGGGGACGGAUUCUCAUACCCCGAACGCUGGUGGAUUGGGAUGUCUGGCUAUCGGAGUGGGUGGUGCCGACGCUGUGGAUGCGAUGGCGGGCAUUCCAUGGGAAUUGAAGGCGCCGAAGAUCAUGGGGGUCCGAUUGACGGGGAAACUUGACGGCUGGACGGCUCCCAAAGACGUGAUCUUGCAGCUUGCGGGACUGCUGACCGUGCAAGGCGCGACAAACCAUAUCAUUGAGUACUUUGGCCCGGGGACCGAGACGCUCAGCUGCACGGGAAUGGCGACCAUUUGCAAUAUGGGGGCUGAAGUUGGGGCUACCACCUCUACUUUCCCGUAUUCGCGUUCGAUGGCUGACUAUCUGCGUGCCACUGGACGGCCGCAUGUGGCGGAUGCGGCGGCUAAGGCGGCGGCAGCGGGGUUCCUGAAGGCGGAUGCCGGUGCGGAGUAUGAUCGUGUGAUUGAGAUUGAUCUUUCGAAGCUGGAGCCUCACAUCAACGGUCCUUUCACACCUGAUGCAGCGACACCCAUCUCACAGUUCAAAUCCCUCGUCGUUCAACAAGGAUGGAAAGACGAGAUCAAAGUUGGGCUGAUAGGUUCUUGCACAAACAGUUCUUACGAAGACAUGCAGAGAGCGGCAGAAGUAGCCCGACAGGCUCUUGCGAGCGGCGUCAAGAAUAGCAAGUCGGCUCUGCUUAUUACUCCUGGAUCAGAGCAAAUCCGAGCGACGAUCGAGAGGGAUGGCGUUGACAAGACGUUGACGGAAGUCGGUGGGCAGGUUCUUGCGAACGCUUGCGGGCCGUGUAUCGGGCAGUGGAAGAGGACGGACGCAAAGUCAACUGACGGGGGGGUGCAGACGGCGACCUCCGGCAAAGAUGGCAAAAGGGAAGCCAAUGCCAUCCUAACGUCGUUCAACCGCAACUUCCGAUCCCGCAACGACGGUAACCCAAACACCAUGAACUUCAUCGCCUCCCCCGAGAUCGUCACAGCCAUGGCCAUCGCAGGCCGCCUCUCCUUCAACCCCCUCACCGACUCUUUGCCAACACCCGCCGGCACCUCCUUCAAAUUCGCACCCCCAUCCAAUACCGACAUCCACCCCUUACCACCCUUGGGUUUCGCCCCCGGCCGCGCCGAAUACUCCCCACCUCCGCUCCAAAUCCGCGCCGACCCAGCAACCCAAAUCUCCAUCGACUCAACCUCCACCCGCCUGCAGAUCCUCGAACCCUUCGCACCCUGGGACGGCAAGGAUCUACAAGACCUCCGCGUCCUCGUCAAAGUCGUCGGGAAAUGCACAACGGACCAUAUCAGCGCAGCCGGUGCGUGGCUCAAAUACAAGGGCCAUCUCGAUAACAUCGCCAAUAACACCUUGAUCGGGGCCACCAACGCCGUCGCCUUCCCCACGGAUCCCACUAAAUCCACAGUCAAUUUAGCGUAUAAUACUUUGACAAAAACCCACGACACGAUCCCCGCCGUCGCGCGCGCCUAUAAACAAUCCCAAAUCCCCUGGUGCAUCAUCGCCGACUCGAACUACGGCGAAGGCUCCGCCCGCGAACACGCCGCCCUCCAACCGCGCUAUCUCGGGUGCACGCUCAUCAUCGCGCGCAGCUUUGCGCGGAUCCACGAGACCAAUCUCAAGAAACAGGGAGUUAUACCUUUAGUCUUCAAGAACCCCGCUGACUACGACAAGAUAGCGCCGGCAGCUUUGGGGCCGUGUGAGGUUAGGGUGAGGACGAGGGGGUUGGACAGUUUGGCGAAGGGAGAUGUGGACGCACCGGUGGAGAUUGGGGUUAGGCAUAGAAAGGUGGGGGAGGAGACGUGGGGGAAGGAGGUUUGGGUGGCGGUUGGGCAUAGCUUUAGUGGGGGGCAGGUUAGGUGGGUUGGGGCGGGAAGUGCGUUGAAUUUGAUUGCACAGGGGCAGUAGAGGAUUGUGCACAUAGUUCCGUAGCUACACUUCUUCCUUGUCAUAUAUUUAUCCUUGUACAUGCCAAAUGAUCAUCUCGGAAAGGGCGCUCGAAAGUCCGGAGUGAUUUGGAACGCACUUCUGGAAGGGGUUGUUUGCUCGUGGGUGCCCCUGACAGCGCCUCGCUUACAUAUGUACAAGAUUGACAGGGGACAUAAGGGGGCUUCUUCCCCUCUUCUUUCCCCCCUCGUCCCCCGUGGCUAUCCACUAUCCACUCCACCAAUAGACUUUCUUACAAGA
This is a messenger RNA of Fimicolochytrium jonesii, 2920 nucleotides long. Its product is annotated as aconitate hydratase. The record is from RefSeq and is a predicted model, not a curated record. The coding region runs from base 110 to 2641 and encodes 843 amino acids. The transcript is spliced from 3 exons. Gene Ontology annotation, biological process: tricarboxylic acid cycle. Gene Ontology annotation, molecular function: 4 iron, 4 sulfur cluster binding; aconitate hydratase activity. NCBI's taxonomy places the organism in Eukaryota, Fungi, Chytridiomycota, Chytridiomycetes, Spizellomycetales, Powellomycetaceae. Gene Ontology annotation, cellular component: cytosol; mitochondrion.